Rhodamnia argentea is the source of this 1334-nucleotide messenger RNA. RefSeq names its product glycerophosphodiester phosphodiesterase GDPD6-like. The transcript has 8 exons. Bases 156 to 1334 code for a protein of 392 amino acids. Gene Ontology annotation, cellular component: vacuole. Gene Ontology annotation, molecular function: glycerophosphodiester phosphodiesterase activity. Lineage: Eukaryota; Viridiplantae; Streptophyta; Magnoliopsida; Myrtales; Myrtaceae. Gene Ontology annotation, biological process: lipid metabolic process. The record is from RefSeq and is a predicted model, not a curated record.
CAGGAGUGACCAAAUCUUGAAAAGUUCGAACGCAGAUUUUUAGUCAAAACCAAAUAACAGAAAGCAAAUCUCCAACCCUUUAUAAGGCUAACACCAAGAGAAAGAGAAAGGAAAACUAGGAAGUCCAAAAGUAGCUGCAGAGAGCACUUCGCAAGAUGAAGAGGAACAUGGCCUUUAUCAGUUGUGUGGUUUUUACGAUCACGUUAGCAGCGCUUGUCAGCGUAAGCGCCGGAAGGGCCUUGAUGUAUCCUCUACCAAGCAGCGUCCCUCAGGCUGAGAAAAAACCCAUGCAGACAUUUCGCGCGUACAACGUCGCGCAUCGAGGAUCGAACGGGGAGCUUCCAGAAGAAACGGCACCAGCAUACAUGAGAGCUAUCGCAGAGGGAGCAGAUUUUAUAGAAUCAGAUAUCCAGGCCACCAAGGAUGGAGUUUUGGUCUGUAUGCACGACGUGACGUUGGAUGCUACGACCGAUGUUGCAGAUCGUAAAGAGUUUGCCGAUCGAAAAACCACAUAUGAAGUUCAAUGGGUCAAUACCACCGGAUGGUUCGUUGUUGACUUCACCCUGAAAGAAUUAAAAACAUUGAGAGCAAAGCAACGAUUUGAUUUCCGUGAUCAGCAAUACAAUGGAAAGUUCCCGCCGAUUACAUUUGAAGAGUUCAUCUCAAUUGCGCUCGAUGCGAAAAGAACUGUCGGAAUAUAUCCAGAGAUAAAGAAUCCAGUUUUUGUUAACAAACACGUCAAGUGGUCUGACGGAAAGAAGCUCGAAGAUAGAUUUGUGGAGACUCUACAGAAAUUUGGAUACAAGGGCCAAUAUCUGUCGAAAGACUGGCUCAAGCAACCUUGCUUCAUCCAGAGCUUUGCGCCUAGUUCACUUGUGUAUAUCUCCAAUCAAACGGACCUGCCGAAAGUUUUCUUGAUUGAUGAUGUGACCAUACGAACAGAGGACACUAAUCAGACAUACAACGAAAUCACCUCGGAUAGCUAUUUUAACUACAUCAAAGAUUAUGUGAUGGCAAUAGGACCAUGGAAGGACACUGUUGUUCCUCCGGAGGAUAAUUACCUGGAGAAAUCGACGGAUCUCAUAGCGAAAGCACAUGCCCUUGGCAUGCAGGUGCACCCUUACACGUACCGCAACGAGAAUUCGUUCCUGCACUUCAACUUCCAUCAGGAUCCGUACGUCGAGUAUGAUUACUGGAUAAACAGGAGGGGAGUGGAUGGGCUCUUCACAGAUUUCACGGGCAGCCUGCACAGAUAUCAAGAAUGGACAUCCUCCUCGGAGAAGCAGCUGUUGCAAAAGAUUGCGUCUAUGGUUUCGUCCAGGGAUAGAUCAUAA